Musa acuminata AAA Group (dessert banana) is the source of this 1100-nucleotide messenger RNA. RefSeq names its product NAC transcription factor 32. Gene Ontology annotation, biological process: regulation of DNA-templated transcription. The record is from RefSeq and is a predicted model, not a curated record. The transcript is spliced from 3 exons. NCBI's taxonomy places the organism in Eukaryota, Viridiplantae, Streptophyta, Magnoliopsida, Zingiberales, Musaceae. Gene Ontology annotation, molecular function: DNA binding. The coding region runs from base 151 to 933 and encodes 260 amino acids.
GAACGACGACGGAAAGGGAGGCGGCGAUGAACGGCAGCGAGUUGGCCCUGCCCCCCGGGUUCCGCUUCCAUCCGACGGACGAGGAACUGGUGAUGCACUACCUAUGCCGGCGGUGCGCGGCGAUUCCCGUCCCCGUUCCCAUCAUCGCCGAUGUCGACCUGUACAAGUACGACCCCUGGCAGCUCCCAGAUGGAUCUUGAAGUCUUGAUGAUCUCCUCGGCAGGCAUGGCACUGUACGGCGAGAAGGAGUGGUACUUCUUCUCGCCGCGGGACCGCAAGUACCCCAACGGGUCGCGGCCGAACCGGGCCGCCGGCUCGGGAUACUGGAAGGCCACCGGGGCCGACAAGCCCGUCGGUUCGCCUCGCCCCGUCGCCAUCAAAAAGGCGCUCGUGUUCUACUCCGGGAAGCCGCCCAAGGGGGAGAAGACCAACUGGAUCAUGCACGAGUACCGCCUCGCCGACGUCGAUCGCUCCGCCCGCAAGAACCGCAGCCUCCGGCUUGAUGACUGGGUGCUGUGCCGGAUCUACCACAAGAAGGGGGAGGUGGGAAAGCAAGCCAACCCGGGCCGAAGGGCAGCCGGACCCAAGAAGACUCGGCCGGCUCAGCCGGACUCAAAACAGGGUGUCGUCUCGCACGUGCCGGGGCCGAGGAGUGCAAUGAUCUGCUUCGACUCGCCCGAGUCACUGCCGCCUCUGACGGGGGAGUCGACCGGCUCGGAGCACGUGCUGUCGUCGUCGGAGUUCGCCUGCGAGCGGGAGGUCGAGAGCCACGCCCACGACUACGACGACUGGGACAUGGAGCUCGGCGUCGGGCUCAUCGACGAGGAGGACGCCACGGGAGUUGGUGGGCUGCCGGCCGUCUCGCCGGCCUUCUUCCACGACCCCUUCCCUGAUCUCCUCGUUCACCUGCAAAGGCCCUUUUGGGAGAUUUAGCAAAUGACUGUAAAUGAACGUUCGAUAACUUUUGCCCGCUAUUGCUGGUUACUGCGGACCUGCAGAACGACACCAGCAAUAACCCGGCAAACACGAUUGGGUGGGGUGUAUGAUCACAAUGAAUCCAACUUGAAUCGACAAACUGUUGCUGAUGACUGUUCAGUGGA